UAAUGGCCCAAACCCAAUUGCUCCUAUUGAUGAUAAAGGGAUAGCCUUCUCAUUCUUUCUCCACCGGAGCUCCUCUGUGAAACCCAUGGCUGCCACCGCCUGCUCCUCUCUCAGCUCCAUUCGAGUAAUAGGUAUAGGAUCAUCCCCUUUGACUCCCAACCAUGGAAAUUCAAAUUUCUGUAGAGGCUUCAAGUACCAUCCUCAAAGAAAUCCAAACUGCAAAUUCCAAGCAAUCAAAUGUAGCUCAUCUUUGUUGGGUUCUUUUACCUCUUCCAAGAGUCUUCUGUCAUUGGCCUAUGUCAUCCCUCCAUUAAAGCCAGCUGCUGCUUACGAAGCUGCAAGGACUAUCCCCUUUACCUUGCAAGAUGCAUCAAUGGCUGCCUCUGAUUUUGUGAACAGUAUGACUUUGGCUGACCUCGACCCAGGAACGGCAAAGCUUGCGAUCAGCUUUCUGGGGCCGUCUCUCUCGGUGUUUUCGUUUUUGUUUAUUGCUAGAAUAGUAAUGUCUUGGUAUCCCAAGUUGCCUGUGGGGAAGUUUCCAUAUGUCAUAGCUUAUGCCCCCACUGAACCACUUCUAGUUGCAACAAGGAAGGUGAUCCCUCCUCUCGGCGGAGUUGACGUAACACCAGUUGUCUGGUUCGGAUUGAUUAGUUUCCUCAAUGAGAUAUUGCUCGGUCCCCAAGGGCUCCUUGUCCUCCUUUCUCAACAAGUCAGCUAAAUCUUGAUGAGAAUGCUCAAGAGAAACAUUCUUUUGUUUUUUAGUUCUGUAUAUGUAACUGUUCUUAGCUGAGCCUCUUUGGUUCCAAAAGGCAAAGAAUUUGAAAACUUGAAAUUCCUAAUGAAGAAAAUUUUCCUCAUCCCA
Molecule: messenger RNA, 862 nt
Organism: Cucumis sativus (cucumber)
Lineage: Eukaryota; Viridiplantae; Streptophyta; Magnoliopsida; Cucurbitales; Cucurbitaceae
Exons: 3
Coding region: 86-718 (210 amino acids)
Cellular component (GO): chloroplast thylakoid membrane
Source: RefSeq, a predicted model, not a curated record